Chelonus insularis is the source of this 588-nucleotide messenger RNA. Its product is annotated as gastrula zinc finger protein XlCGF49.1-like. Gene Ontology annotation, biological process: regulation of DNA-templated transcription. Gene Ontology annotation, molecular function: DNA-binding transcription factor activity, RNA polymerase II-specific; RNA polymerase II cis-regulatory region sequence-specific DNA binding. The record is from RefSeq and is a predicted model, not a curated record. The transcript has a single exon. Lineage: Eukaryota; Metazoa; Arthropoda; Insecta; Hymenoptera; Braconidae. The coding region runs from base 1 to 588 and encodes 195 amino acids.
AUGAGAAAACAUACAGAGGACUAUAAUUAUUCAUGUGAUACCUGUAAUAAAAAAUUUAAAAUUAAAUCAGAUUUAACAAAUCAUAUUAGAUUUAGUCAUCGAGAGCAUCCACUCUUGUGUGAUGUUUGUGGGAAAACAUGUCUCAACAGUAAUUCCCUUUAUGUCCAUCAGAAAUUCGCUCACUACAAAGCCAAGUUUGAGUGUAAAAUUUGCAAGAGACGUAUGGUAAGUCAAGAAAAUCUGAAUGAGCACAUGUUACGUCAGCAUGAGAAACGACAAAAUUUCAUAUGUGACGAAUGUGGCAAAACAUUUUCUCGGAAUAACAGGCUGACGAUGCAUAUGAGAAUUCAUACUGGUGAUAAACCUUAUACGUGUACAAUUUGCAAUAAGUCUUUUGCAAGAAACGCUAGCUUGAAGCAGCAUCUUCUGAUUCAUACUGGAAUCAGGCCAUAUGUCUGUGAUAUAUGUGGAAAAGCUUUCGCUCAAAAGCCCGGAUUAAUCACUCAUCGAAAGUGCCAUCCUGGGAAUCAUCCACCACUGCCUCGGGUUAUCAUCGAUCCAAUACUGAACGAUGUUAUGAAUAAUUAA